Molecule: messenger RNA, 1649 nt
Organism: Gossypium arboreum
Lineage: Eukaryota; Viridiplantae; Streptophyta; Magnoliopsida; Malvales; Malvaceae
Exons: 12
Coding region: 438-1511 (357 amino acids)
Source: RefSeq, a predicted model, not a curated record
AAAUAUAUGUAAAAAUGAAAUUCCACAAAACUGAAGAAGACCUACUGCUCUCAUCAUCAAAUUUAGUUGACUUCGAUGUCAAAAAAUUCCUUGAAAAUCAAGAUUUUGGUAGAUAUAUAAGAAAUGAAAUAGGUGCUUAACGUGAAUAGUUGCUUCUUCCAUAAUUAAAACUACAAGUCGAUGUUGCUGCUGCCUCUGGCAAUAUGAGAUGGGGGAUUAAAUGCCAGAGGUGCACGGUUCAAUUGCCCUGCAUCUCCAAGUGGGUUUUUAAUUUUACCUUUUUUAACGUAUUAUCAGCUGUAUUUAAAUUCACAGUACGACCCACAAUGGGAGUUCGUUGCAGAGCCUGGAAAGCCUCCUUUAUUCUCUAAUAUAUAUCGUUCAACGGAACAUCCUUCCCGCCAUUUUCACCGGGGGUUUUCUUGACAUUAGGAGCAAUGUCCGUUCCUCUCUUCAACCUUGCUCCUAAUUUGACAGUUUCAAGACUCUGUUUAGGAACAAUGACUUUUGGGGAGCAAAACUCUCUUCCUCAGUCAUUACGUCUUCUAGACCAAGCUUUUGACGCCGGAAUCAACUUCUUCGACUCCGCCGAAAUGUACCCAGUUCCUCAGCGUGCUGAGACUCAAGGGAAAAGUGAAGAAUACUUUGGCCAGUGGGUUAGAAAGAGGAAAAUAUCCCGUGACCGUGUUGUCAUUGCUACCAAGGUUGCGGGGCCAUCUGGGCAAAUGAGUUGGAUUAGAGAUGGACCAAAGUGUUUAGAUGCCAAGAAUAUUACUGAGGCAGUAGAUGGCAGUUUAAAGCGUCUGCAGAUGGACCACAUUGAUCUCUAUCAAAUCCACUGGCCUGACCGCUAUGUUCCCAUGUUUGGAGAAACCGAGUACGAUCCAGUCCGACAAUUCUCAUCUGUCCCAAUUGAGGAGCAACUUGAUGCUCUUGGCAGAGCUGUUGAUGCUGGUAAGAUCAGAUAUAUUGGACUCAGUAACGAAACGCCAUAUGGUGUCAUGAAGUUCCUUCAUUUUGCAGAAAACAAUGUUCACUACCCUAAGAUUAUAAGCGUGCAGAAUUCUUAUAGCUUGCUCUGCCGAACUUUUGAUUCUGGAAUGGCUGAGUGCUGUCAUCAUGAGAGGAUCUACGUGUUGGGCUACAGUCCACUUGCAAUGGGCAUACUUUCAGGGAAGUAUUUUGCUUCAGAUGGUGCUCCUUCCGAUGCUCGGUUAAAUCUUUUCAAAGGGAGGUAUUCAGAGGGUGAAUCCCGAUACAGCCUGGCCCGAAACACUUUAAAAUUAGCUACAAUGGAGUACCUUGGUAUUGCAGAAAAAUAUGGUCUUCAUCCUGUAUCACUUGCAAUCGCCUUUGUUUUGAAUCAUCCUCUGGUGGCAAGUACUGUGUUUGGGGUGACCAAAUCAUGGCAGCUUGAGGAAGUCAUCAGUGCAUGCAAUGUUGAGCUAACAUCUGAGAUAAUUGCAGACAUUAACAAAAUUCAUGCAAAGUUUCCAAAUCCAUGUCCCUGAUCAAUAUAUACAUGUUUUUAUUUCUUUCUGAUUCUGAAGGUUCUGAAAUUAGGUAGAAUGACAGACACUUUUCAUAUGUAAAACACUAUUCCAGGAGACAGUGUAUAAAUGGCAAGUUUUGAAAGAUAGGUUACAGUA